Adineta ricciae is the source of this 1983-nucleotide messenger RNA. The record is from the annotation of a GenBank genome assembly. Lineage: Eukaryota; Metazoa; Rotifera; Eurotatoria; Adinetida; Adinetidae.
AUGAUCGAUGACGAUGAGACAUGUUUACCAAUCGCUCGACGUUCAUUAAACGAUCGCUACUCAUUAACUACUAAUAAUUUCUCAUCAGAUAAUGAAAUAUCUCUUUGUGAUCGACGACAAUCGCGUUUGUCAUUUAGUGAUACUUCAAUUAGUAUCGAUAGUGGUAUCGAUGAACAACUGACGACACCGAAGCAGUUACUGGCUCUAUACGAGAAAACAAUCGAAUUAGCAACUAAAAAUAAAAUCAAUAUCAGAAAUGCAUUUCAAAUACCAUUAGUCGAACGGCUACCUGAACUUUUAGAACUUGUCGCUUUCGAUGAUAAAGUGACAUGCCAUGAACCAAACUUUGUCAAAGUCGGAUCCAUUAUUGAUACAAGUGCGAAAAUUUACAGUUUACGUGUUGAUGCAUUGCAUAAUGAAACACAGAAGCUAAGUGGAAGUAUUCAACCAAUGGAUGACGAAGAAACCGAUGAAUCCAUUCAGAAUGAUCCAGAAAGGUUGAAAAACCUGAAAAAGCCUGUUCAGCAAUGUAAAACAAAGGCAAAUUCGUAUCUCGCAUCAGAUUUAUCAACAAUUUCUCUUCCGUUCGAAUUCGAUUUUCAUCCAUUACAGUCAUCGAAUAUGUGCCGAUGGCCAGGCGGGGUUGGAUCCGAUUCGAUUUAUGCAGAUAUGGUUUCAUAUACGAUGUAUUCAUCGAGUGAUUUCCCUUUGAUUAAAGGUUUUAUUGAUUUAAACAGCCGAAUGAAUAUGGAAUAUGUUGGUCAUGAACGUUUAUUAGACGAAACAGUCCGAUUUACCUGCGAUUUACUCCCCUUGAGAGAAGCUAUCAAAGACGACGAAAGAGAAAAUCAUAUCAUUGGAUCGCAAACAUUGAGAGAGUUCACUUUCAAUGAAGAGCCAACUGUAUCUUACAUAGAAACCAUAGACGAAUGUUCCAUAGUCGAUAGUCUAAACAUCGAAGACGAUCAUAGUUUACUCAGUGACCUCCGUGAUGAACCAACGAGUUUUUACUGUCAAGAAUUGCAGUCGACUUAUACAUGUCCAAUGACAAUGCCAUCAAUGGACGUCACACUAGUACCGAAUAAAAUAUCGUUUGUCGAUCAUGUACCUCAUCUGCUUCGCGAAAACACUGAACUAUCAGAUUACACUUAUUUCGAUGCAACUAAACUGAAACUAUUCGCUGGACCUUAUGUCUGGAGAUACGUCAAUCUCCUUCCAAAUAUUGUCAAGCCAUCCCUUGCCACUUGUGAGAAUACUUCAACCAUACAAAAUCGACUUACCAACUCGCAGCCAUCCUCAUCAUGUAAGCUAAUACGAACUUUUAGAUUAAAGUUUCCCACUGGCGAAGACAAACGAUCAGUAACUGACAUUAUGAACCUCAAUCCAUUGAGUAAAGCAAUAAUCAGGAAACGAAAACAAAACACAAUGCAUCUAUCCAUUCCUAAACAUACACAUCAAUUACGAUUGACACGUCGAGCAUGCCCGUUGAUUGAUCUGAUGCAUUCGAAUAAUUUUUCCAAAUUCAUCUUUGAUGAUAAUCUUCAGAGAUCAUAUGACAACUCCGAUGACGACCCAUUCUACGACGAAGAUGAACAUGAUCCACCGAAUUAUGAUGAUCCUCCUCCUCCUCUUGAAUAUGAUUUCGUUCGUCCAGUUCAUUAUGAUCGAAUCGAAUGUGAUCGAAAUUUGACAAAAAUCGAUACAAAGAAGCUUCAAUAUCAACUGGCGGAUGAAUAUCAAACAGAAUAUACCAAAUCAUCCACAGUACCCAUAAAAUUUUCGACACUAUGCGUGAAUUUAAUGGAAAAAACCGUUCUUUCGAUAGACAAAACCGACUUAAUAUCUGCAUUUUAUUGUAUGUUAAAUAAUUGUAAUAGAAAAAAUUUAUUCAUGAAACAUAAUCGACAACAAGAUGAUUUAAUCAUUCAACAACAGCCAUUUCGAAACGAAAUUCUACUCUCCUAUUCACAUAAAAUAUUUUAG